Molecule: messenger RNA, 13866 nt
Organism: Cyprinodon variegatus (sheepshead minnow)
Lineage: Eukaryota; Metazoa; Chordata; Actinopteri; Cyprinodontiformes; Cyprinodontidae
Gene: lrp2b
Product: low-density lipoprotein receptor-related protein 2-like
Exons: 80
Coding region: 1-13656 (4551 amino acids)
Molecular function (GO): protein binding; calcium ion binding
Source: RefSeq, a predicted model, not a curated record
AUGGACCUGAAAGGUCUUCAUCUUCUGUCUCUUCUUCUGCUGUCACAAGGAAUUCAACUCGUUCAAGCAAGUUGUGCCAGUAACGAGUUUCAAUGCACCAAUGGCCAAUGCAUCAAUAUAGAAUGGAGAUGUGAUGGAACGAAAGACUGCACAGAUGACUCUGAUGAGCUGAACUGCCCACCUCCAUCAUGCAGCUCGCAGGAAUUCAGGUGUGUGACAAGUGGUGAAUGCAUCUCACUGGGAUUUGUCUGUGACGGGGAAGAAGACUGCGUCGAUGGAUCUGAUGAGCAAAGGACCUGUGGUGGACGCACCUGUAAUCCAGACCAAUUCACCUGCCAGGAGGGUCAGUGCAUCCCCAGCAAAUACAGAUGUGACCAUGUGACAGACUGUGUGGACAACUCUGAUGAGAGGAACUGCGAUUAUCCACAAUGCACCCAGAAGACAUGUGCUAAUGGAGCCUGUUACAAUAACUCACAGCACUGCAAUGGACUACAGGACUGCAGAGACGGAUCAGAUGAGACCAACUGCACCACUGAACACUGUCCACUCCACCAGUUUGAGUGUGCAAACGGCUUUUGUAUCCCAAUACCGUUUGUGUGUGACCACUGGAAUGACUGUGGGGAUGACAGCGAUGAGCAAGGCUGUGAAUACCAAAGCUGCAGUGGAAACCAGUUCACUUGUUCCAGUGGCCGCUGCAUUCCUCAGAACUGGGUGUGCGACAAGUUCAACGACUGUGGAGAUUUCAGUGAUGAGAGGGGAUGUGAUAGUGACUCACGAGACUGUUACCCUGGUGAGUGGGGUUGCCCAGGAUCAACAGCAUGCAUACCAUUCAAUCAAGUGUGUGAUGGUCAACCAGACUGUCCUGGAGGAACAGAUGAGACCAACACUACAGCGGAGCAAACGUGUGGGCUAGACCGAUGCUCUGCACUGAGCUGCGAGUAUCUCUGCCACCCUUCUCCUCAGGGUGGUGCAUGUUACUGUCCUGAAGGAUUUAUAGUAGCAAAUGACAGCCGUUCCUGUGAAGAUUAUAAUGAUUGUGAGAUCUGGGGGAUCUGUGACCAGCUCUGCGAGGACCGUCCUGGGACACACCACUGUAGCUGUGCAGAUGGAUACUUCUUGGAACAGGGUCACCUCUGUAAAGCCAAUGUCUCAGCUGGGCUGCCACAGCUCAUUUUUACCAACGGGGGUGAUGUGAUGAUGGCUGAUGUUCAUGGACGCUUUGCCAGAACUCUGGUGCCAGCACAGGGCAGAGGUUAUGCUGUUGGGGUGGCCUACAACUAUCGAAGUAAUUUAGUCUUCUGGAGUGAUACAACAACCAAAAAGGUUUAUUCAGCUAGCUAUGACGGGGGAAACAUCAAGGAAAUUCUAACCACUGCAGUCCCAAAUGUCCAAAAUCUUGCAGUGGACUGGAUCAACUUAAAACUUUAUGUCUUGGAUGGCACUCUGGAGAGAAUUGAUGCAUGUGACUUUGAUGGAGACAACCGAGUCACGUUGGUGGCUGAAAACCUGGAGACUCCUCAUGGACUCGCCCUGGAUCCAACAAUGGGCUACAUGUUUUUCACAGACAAAGGUCUCAGCCAGGAGAAAACCAAGCUCGAGCGUGCCUUCAUGGAUGGCAGUAAUCGCUUCGAGCUCGUCAAAAAAGGGCUUGGCACACCCACUGCCCUCACUCUUGACAUUAUAACAAAGAGGGUCUACUGGUCUGACAGCCACUUUGACACAGUGGAGACUGUCACAUACAAUGGUCUGGACAGGAAAAUGGUCCUCAAUGGUGCAACACAGUCUCCACAUCCCUUUGGGAUGACUGUGUUUGAAAACCAUGUCUUCUUUACUGACUGGAGCAAGAUGGGGGUGAUCAGAUCCAAUCGGUUCAAUGGCAGCAAUCCAACCCUCCUCUAUCGUACAGCCAAUCGGCCAGGACACGUUGACAUUUCACACCCUGUCAUGCAGCCUCUCGUGAUGAACCCAUGCGGUAAAAACAACGGGGGUUGUCAGCAUAUUUGCAUAUUAAGUCACCGCACAGAUAAUGAUGGUUUGGGUUUCCGAUGCAAGUGUCGCUAUGGUUAUGAUCUGCAGGCUGACCGCCAAACCUGCUUUAAGGUUAAGGACUUCUUGUUGGUGGCCUCCUCUUUGGCCAUACGUGGAAUCCCUCUGAAUUUAUCUCUCCAGGAGGACAUCACUCUUCCUCUGAAUGGAUUAGCAUCCUCCUUUUCUGGCUCCGCCGUGGAAUUUGAUGGCAGUGAGGAGGCCGUGUUUUACAACGACAGGGCCAAAGGACUCAUUUACAAGUCAAACCUCAAUGGCACUGUUCAGCAGAUUUUGACUGGAUACAGAGUGGGAUCUGUUGAUGCGAUGGCUUAUGACUGGACCUCCAAGGUUUUGUUCUGGACCACAUCAACGUACAGGGCGGUGGUGGCCUUCAGAAUCACAGACAAGUCUAGAAGGGACAUUGUUACCGGGCUAAGAUAUCCAAAGGGUAUUGCAAUGCAUCCAAGCGCUGGAUAUUUGUUCUGGUCUGACUGGUAUCGUCCGGCAGUCAUAAUGAGAGCCUACCCUGAUGGCAGCAAUGCCAUUCCUCUGGUUAACACAACACUGGGGAGCCCUUAUGGACUCGCUCUUGAUUAUGUAAUGGACAGGUUGUACUGGGUGGAUUCCCUCCUCGAUCAGGUUGGCCACAUCAGCAUUGAAGGAACUGACAGACAGACAUUUACCAGCAUCGGGCAGAUCACCCAGCCAUACUCUUUGACAGUUUAUUCAGAUUAUCUCUAUAUAUCUGAUACAAGGACUAGAGCAAUAUUUGAGAUGAGGAAAAGGGAUGCAGGUGGAAGCAUUAUGAUCAGACAAGGAGUCACCGGAAUAAUGAACCUCAAGGCUUACACAGCUGACCUCCACAGCACCUACAAAAGCCGCUGCAAUACAGUACCAAAUGGACUCUGCAGUCACUUCUGUUUCCCAACUCCCUCUUUCACCCGGGUGUGUGGCUGUCCAUACGGUAUGAAACUUGAUGCCAAUCAGAGGGAUUGCAUCAAGGACGAUUCUGUCCCUCCACCUGAGACCUGUGGAGACUAUUCCUUUGAGUGCGAUGAAGGACGCUGCAGGCCCAACUCUUACCGCUGCGACGGCAUUUUUGACUGUGUAGAUAAAACUGAUGAGGCCAACUGUACUGACACAGGUGGGACCUGCUCUCCGUAUGCUUUCACCUGUGACAACAAGCACUGCAUAUACUCCAGCUGGCGCUGUGACGGCUUCGACGACUGUGGUGAUGGUUCAGAUGAAACAGACUGUCCCACUCGUGUCCCGACCACCUGUUCAGCUUCCUACUUCACCUGUGAUAAUGACAAGUGCAUUUCCAAAAACUGGGUGUGUGAUGGUGACAAUGACUGCGGCGAUGGCUCAGACGAGCAAAACUGCGGGUCCACCAUCAGCUCAUGCCCUCCUGGCUUCUUCUUGUGCCCGGACCACCGCUGUCUCAGUAGUUAUUAUGUGUGUGAUGGAGACCAGGACUGCUUGGAUGGCUCAGAUGAAAAGAACUGUGAGUUCUCCUGCCAGUCCUAUGAGUUUGCCUGUGCCAGCGGGGACCAGUGUAUCAGCUCCUAUUAUCGUUGUGAUGGCGUGUCCGACUGCAGGGACCAUUCAGAUGAACAAGGCUGUCCAACUCCAGGACCAGGCCUUUGCCACGACGAUGAGUUUCAGUGCCAGGCCGAUGGUUUUUGCAUACCAGAUGAAUGGGAGUGUGAUGGCCAUCCGGACUGCGAGGAUGGGUCUGAUGAACACAACACAUGCCCUGCUGUCACCUGCAGGUCCAACUACUUCCAGUGCACCAAUAAAAUGUGCAUCCCAACGAGCUGGUUGUGCGACGGAGAAAAUGAUUGUCGGGACAUGAGUGAUGAACAGAACUGUCCGACGCCUCCCUUCAGCUGCCCCUCUGGACAGUGGCUUUGCCCUACCGACCAGGUCUGUAUUGACUUGGACAAGGUGUGCAAUGGCCAAAGAGACUGUCCUGAUGGAGCAGAUGAGUCACCAAUCUGCAAUGCAGAUGAUUGUGCGCUGAACAAUGGAGGCUGCAGUGACGACUGUAUCCAGGGACCAUUUGGAGCUGAGUGCACCUGCCCACCAGGGUUUCAGCUCCUUAAUGACUCUAAGACGUGUGACGAUAUCAACGAGUGCCUGAUACCUGGUUUCUGCAGCCAGCAGUGCUACAAUGAGAGAGGAAGCUUCAGGUGCCAUUGUUCAGACGGUUACCUCUUGGAGCCCGAUGGACGCACAUGCAAAGCUACAGACCGACAUACUGCUAUGCUUUUGGUUGCAAAGCGCAGCCAGAUCAUGGUCAACAGGAUCGCCAUGAGACCCCCAGUGAUCUAUCCAGUAGCCACCGGUUCGAACAUCGUGACUGUGGAUUUUGACCGUGAGACUUACAGAAUUUACUGGGCUGAUGCCAUACAGAAAAAGAUUUGGAGCGCUUUUCAAAAUGGUACAGAAAAACGAGAGGUGUUUUCCAGUGGUUUGUUGGUACCAGAGACAAUUGCUGUCGACUGGGUGGGUCGGAACCUUUAUUGGACUGACUCUGAACAGGAAAACAUUGAGGUCUCCACUCUUGAUGGUCAAUAUCGGAAGAUCCUCUUAAGCAGCAAUAUAACCAGCCCCCGUGGACUUGUUUUAGAUCCACGCAACCACACUUACCUGAUGUUUUGGUCUGACUGGGGUCAGAACCCCAGAAUAGAGCGAGCAAGCAUGGAUGGAGCCCAUAGACAAGUCAUUGUCAGCACAAAGGUCUACUGGCCCAAUGGUCUGGCCCUUGACUACACCACACGCAAAGUCUACUUUGCAGAUGCUUACCUGAAAUAUAUUGACUACUGUGACUAUGAUGGCAAAAACCGUUAUCAGGUCAUGGCGAGUGAGAUGCUUCUCCAGCACCCACACGGUAUGACGAUAUUUGAGGACAGCAUCUACUGGUCAGAGCGCUACACCAGCAAGGUGAUGAGCACCAACAAGUUUCAUGGCGGAAACAUCACGACUCUUUUCAACAAUAUCUACCAGCCAAUGGGUAUUGUUAUAGACCAUCCACUCAAACAACCAGCAGCCAUCAACCCUUGCAGAGAGCACCUUUGCACACAAUUGUGCCUGCUGUCCACCCUGAGGCCGAGGUACUACACCUGCCACUGUCAGUCUGGUUGGAAGCUGGAUACAGACCAACGCACCUGCAUCAAAGAUGAUACUCCCUUCUUGAUGGUGGUCAGGGACUCUGUGAUCUUUGGCAUUCCUCUCGACCCAACUGACCCAUCCAACAAUGCCAUGGCUACGAUAUCGGGCAUUAGCAGUGGAAAAGACAUUGACUAUGAUGACCAGGAGCAGUAUGUCUACUGGGUGCAGAGCACUGGUUCAAUUUGGAGAAUCAAAACCAACGGCAGUGACAGAGCUCAGUUCGCCCCGAAUGCUUACAUGGGUUCGCCAUCUGGUCUUGCCUUUGAUUGGAUAAGCCGAAUAAUGUAUUACACUAAUCCCACAAGUCGGACCAUUGAAGUUAUCCGUGUAGAUGGGACUGAGCACUACAGAAAGACACUAAUCGCCUCAAAUGGAAAACCAGAAGGAACAGGAGAGCCUUUCGGAAUAGCACUGGAUCCAGCUCGAGGGAAACUUUUUUGGACAGACAAAGGGUCGGAUUCUGGUGUUCCUCCAAAGGUUGGCAGUGCUGAUAUGGAUGGAGGAAACCUGAAGAACCUUUACACGGGGAACCUGGCAAACAUUGGGGCUAUCGCUGCCGAUAUUUCAACCAUGAAACUGUACUGGGGAGUGUCAGGGUCAGGGAUGUUUGCCCAGAUUGAAUGUGGAACCAUGGAUGGAGUAACACGUAUCACACUGGACCACCUCUACUACACUGACCAGGACUAUGAGGUCAUUGAGAGGGUGGACAAGGAAAACGGAGCCAAUAUGGUGGUGAUGCGUAGCAGCAUAUCUGGCCUGCAGGCUAUAAAAGUCCACGCCAGAGACAACUCAGCAGGAACUACAAAUGCCUGUAGCACCAACAAUGGAGGAUGUCCACACCUUUGUCUUCCUAAGCCUGGAAAUCAGAAGACCUGCGCCUGCACCACGGGAUUCCAUCCCUCUCAUGAUGGUACCCUCUGUGAAGAGUUUGCAUCGUUUGCUGUCGUUGCCACAGAUAAGUAUAUCCGUGGCUUCCACAUUAACAGCUCGGACCACUCUGAGGCAAUGGUGCCCAUUGGUCGAUCUAUUUAUUCCACGAAGAGAAAUCUGGACCUCCAUAUUCAAUCUGGUUUUGUUUAUUGGAGUGAACAUGGCAGUUACUCGUCAUACAGAGGCAUCUAUAGGGUCAAAACAGACGGAGGAAGUUACAGCCGCAUCAUCAAUUCAGGCAUUGGAGAUGAAGGCAUUCAGGGUUUGGCUGUAGAUUGGGUUGCAGGCAAUCUUUACUUUACCAAUGCCUUUGAAAAGGAGACUUUCCUUGAGGUCCUGUGCAUCAACACUACCUUCCGAAUGGUUCUCCUCAAGAGUCUUGAGGACCGACCAAUGGACUUGGCAGUCAGCCCUAAACUCCGCUACCUGUUCUGGACGGAUGGUGGUCAAUCACCCAAGAUUGAGCGGGCCCUGCUGGAUGGGAGAAAUCGCACCGUUUUGGCAUCUGAGAGCCUUGCAUCACCUCGAGGCCUGACUGUUGAUUAUACCAAUAACUUCCUCUACUGGACUGAUGAUGUUCUUGAUAUGAUCUCCCGCAUGACUGUGGAGGGCACAGAUAGGCAGAUCAUCCGCUACGGAAGCCGUUACCCUUCUCCAACAGGAUUGGCUAUUUUUGGAAACUACAUGCUGUGGGUAGAUAAUAAGCUUGAAAAGCUUUACCAGGCUAAUAAGAACCCAGCCAAUACUGACCAGCCAGAAGUAAUCCGGGACACCCUUGAUGGAGUGAUGGAUGUUGCCGUCUUUGACUCUCAUGUUCAGCCCACAUCUGCCAAUCAGGUCGGCUUCAACCCAUGCCAGGAAGACAACGGACGCUGCCAGCAGCUCUGCUUUGCCAUUCCAGAUGAGGAGAAGCCUAAAUGUGGCUGCGCUCAUGGCUCCCUCCUUAGUAACGGAGUAACAUGCGGUUACGGUCUGGAUGACUUUUUAAUUUUCACCACGGACUACACUGUGAAUUCUCUAAGAUUAGACCCAACAGAUCACAGCCUUCCCUUUCCGACGGUGAAUUAUGGCUAUGGUGUUGUGGCACUGGAUUAUGACUUUAAGCAGAAGCGAAUUUUCUUUACCCGGUCAAUGGGAAUAGGUCGCAGUAGGAUUGGCUAUGUCACCACAACCUCCAUCACCAGCCCUCCUGUAUAUUUGGCCUCCGACCUGGAUGAUCCAGAUGGCCUGGCUUAUGAUUGGAUCCAUAACCGUCUCUUUUUCACUGACUACUAUAAACGUAAUGUCCAAUCCAUUGGAUUGGAUGGGCAGAACCGCUCAGUGAUUGCUCAUGCAAACCGCCCCAGAGGCAUCAUUGUUGAUCCAUGCUACGGUUACUUGUAUUGGACCGACUGGGGCUCUCCUGCUAAAAUUGAGAGGGCAACACUGGGAGGGAACUUCCGUACCCCCAUUAUUAAUGACAGUCUGACAACACCAAAUGGCCUUUCUAUCGACUAUGAGGAGAGGAUGCUUUACUGGGCAGAUGCAUCACUGGACAAAAUUGAACGAGCCACCCUGACCGGCCAGAACCGACAGGUGAUCUUGCAGGGAGUCAAGUACCCGUUUUCCAUGACCGUGUUCAAGCAGGACAUAUUCUGGACAGACUGGACUGACCGGGCAGUGUUUAGGGCGGGAAAAGAUGACGGCUCUGGUGUUACAGUGCUAGCCCAGGACAUGCAGUAUCGACCCAAUGACAUCCACGUCUAUUCAGGUUCUAAGCAGGAGGAGUGCUCCAGCUUCUGUCAGCAGUUUAAUGGUGGUUGUAGUCACAUCUGUGUUUCAGGUCCAGUGGGCCCAGAAUGCCAGUGUCCUCAUGAUGGAAAUUGGUACCUUGCAAAUAAUGGCAAAGACUGCAUCGAAGACACAGGGAAACGCUGUCAACCUGAACAGUUCACCUGUCUGAAUGGUAACUGUAUUUCAGCACGGUGGAAAUGUGACGGCUUUAACGACUGCCAGGACAACUCUGAUGAGUUGGAGAGAGUGUGUGCUUACCACACUUGCUCAUCCCUGGACUUCACCUGUGAUAACGGUCGUUGCGUCCCGAUGAGCUACGUUUGUGACUACACCAACGACUGCGGUGACAACAGUGAUGAGCGGGAUUGUGCCUUCCCCACGUGUAACCCGGCCACGGAGUUCACCUGUUCCAACGGACGCUGCAUCAACUCAGAUUUCGUCUGCGAUGGCCACAACGACUGUCGAGACAACACUACAUCUGAUGAAAUCAACUGCCCUGACCGUGAAUGUCCAGCUGGUCAGAUCAAGUGUGAGCGCAACAAUAUCUGCAUCUACCCUGAGAACCUGUGUGAUGGCUUCAACAACUGCGGCGAUAACAGCGAUGAGAAUCCUCUCUUUUGCGCUGAUCGCACAUGUGCUGCCAAUCAGUUCCAGUGUGACCAAGGAAAGUGUAUUCCUGAGUCAUGGGUCUGUGACUCCAUUGCUGACUGCAAUGACAAGACGGAUGAACCUCCCUCUUGUGAGGACAUAGUCAGAACAUGUGGCCCAGACCAGUUCACAUGUACCAAUGGGAACUGUGUCAUGCAAUCAGUGGUUUGUGAUGGAAACAAUGACUGCUGGGACAACAGCGAUGAGGCCCCAGAACUUCAGUGUGGCGAUCGCACCUGCAGUACCAACCAGUUCACCUGUCCAACCUGGUACCCAGGCCACCCGCGUUGUUUGCCAUUGAACUUUGUGUGCGAUGGGGAGAAAGAUUGCGCCAAUGCAGCUGAUGAGCUCCAGAACUGCCCCAACCGAACCUGCCAUAUGGAUGAGUUUGCAUGUGCCAACGGGCUCUGCAUCCUUAUCCCAUACCACUGUGACCGUGUGAACGACUGCGGAGAUGGCAGCGAUGAGCUGAACUGUAUAUAUGACACCUGCAGCAGCAGUCAGUUUACCUGUGGUAACGGAGCCUGUAUCUAUGCCUCUUACAUUUGUGACGGAGAGAACGACUGUCUGGACGGUUCGGAUGAGGCUGACAGCCUGUGCUUCACGCCGCAGCCAACCUGCUCACCCCAAGAGUUCAUGUGUAACUCAGGAGAGUGUAUUGAUCUCCAUAAGGUGUGCAAUACUCAGAAGGACUGCGAGGACAACAGCGAUGAAAAAGGCUGUGGAAUCAAUGAGUGUCUCAACCCACAAGUCCACAAGUGCGCUCAGAUCUGCACAGACACCCUCACUAGCUAUUACUGCUCCUGCAACCCAGGCUACAGUCUUAUGCCCGAUGGUAAAGCCUGCGAGGACCUCAACGAGUGCAUCAGCACACCGGCCGUGUGCAGUCAGAUCUGUGAGAACACUGCUGGGUCGUAUCACUGUAAAUGUGCUCCAGGUUACAUCCGAGAACCAGACGGACGGACCUGCCGCCAGAACAGCGGCAUCCCCUCAUACAUAUUAUACAGCAAUCGCUACUACGUCCGUUAUUUGUACGUCGAUGGUUCAAAAUCUGGUGUAGCAGUGCAGGGCCUGUCCAAUGCGAUUGGAGUAGAUUAUGAUGACUAUGAAAAAUGGAUUUAUUGGCUUGAUGUGGGAGCAGGGAAGAUUGAGAGACUGCAUUUUGAUGGCACCAAGAGGGAGACGCUUCUGGAUCACGAUAUUAGUGGAGCUGAAGGCCUGGCGGUGGACUGGGUGGGAAGGAAGCUGUACUGGGUGGAUAGUUAUUACAGCUCAAUUCAUGUGAUGGAGUUGGAUGGUCGCUACCAAAAGAAACUAGUGACUGGAGAGUUUAAAAAUGGCAAUGACACUUAUUUCAUCAGCCGACCCCGUGCAGUAGCCGUCAACCCCAAAUAUGGAUGGCUGUAUUGGACAGACUUGGGUGACAAAGCUUAUAUUGGCAGAGUUGGCAUGGAUGGAACAAACAUCAGCGCCAUUAUUACGACCAAGCUGGCGUGGCCCAAUGCUCUGACCAUCGACUACACCACCAACAAAAUCUUCUUUGCUGAUUCCCAUCUUAACUUUUUGGACUUUGCAGACAUGGAUGGCCAGAACCGGCACCGGGCCAUUGCUGGAACGCUUCCCCAUGUGUUUGGUGCUUCUCUGUUCGAAGACUGGAUCUACUGGACAGACUGGAACACUCACACUGUAGAGAGAGCCCAUAAGUAUACUGGCGAGCAACGCACCAUCAUGGGAAACAACACCCAUCGGCCUUAUGACAUCAAAGUCCACCACCCAUACAGACAGCCUAGAAGUGAGAACCCCUGCUCUUCACAUCACCUUACCUGCAGCCAUCUGUGUCUGAUCGCACCUGGAGGUGAGGGGGCUACCUGCGAGUGUCCAGAUCAUUUCAUCGCCCUGGCUGUGGGAUUUAAGAUCCAGUGUGUGGCAGACUGCUCCAGCACCCAGUUCCGCUGUGGAGACAAUGAGAAAUGUGUACCUAUAUGGUGGAAGUGUGACGGUCAGUCGGACUGUGGCGACGGCUCAGAUGAACCUCAGACCUGUCCACCUCGAUACUGCCCAAUUGGCCAGUUCCAGUGUCAGGAUGGUAACUGUACCUUCCCCGGUGUCAUCUGCAACGGCUACCAAGACUGUCCUGACGGCUCAGAUGAGGAUGCUGCUCUCUGCAGUGAUCAUCGAUGUGCAGUUAACCAAUUCCAGUGUAAAAACAAAAACUGCAUCCCUGUAUCCUGGCAUUGUGAUGGAGUAAAUGACUGCUCAGACGGCAGUGAUGAGGACCCAGAGAGCUGCGCUCAAAAGACCUGCCAGCCAGGAGAGUUCAAGUGUACCAAUGGCCGCUGUGUGCCUAUGAGCUACGUGUGUGACGCCCAGAAUGAUUGUGGCGACGGGUCCGAUGAGCCGUAUGACACCUGCAUGGGUCCAGAUUACAAGUGCGAUGAAGAUACAGAGUUCUCCUGCAAGACAAAUUACCGCUGUGUUCCUCAGUGGGCUCGCUGUGAUGGCACAAACGACUGUCUGGAUAACAGUGAUGAGGAGGGAUGUGAGGAGGUGACCUGUGACCCUCUGGGAGAUUUCCGCUGUGACAACCAUCGCUGCGUUCCCAUUCGAUGGAAGUGUGACGGCAACAACGACUGUGGCGAUGGAUCAGAUGAGAAAGACUGUGAGCCAAGACCUUGCACUGAGAGCGAGUUUCGAUGCGACAACGCUCAGUGCAUCCCUGGAAUCUGGCGUUGCGACCAUCAGAACGACUGCGGGGACAACUCCGAUGAACGAGACUGUGAGCUGCUGACAUGUAACCCAGGCUUUUUCCAGUGUGACUCUGGUCACUGCAUCCCCUCUGCUCUGCAGUGUGAUGGCCGGCCUGACUGUCUGGAUCUGACUGAUGAGACCACCUGUCCUACUCGUUUCCCAGACGGCCGUUGGUGUCCUCCGCUGCAGUUCCAGUGCGCCAACACACUGUGUGUGAGCCAGAGCUGGGUGUGCGAUGGAGUCGAUGACUGUGGAGAUCGCUCUGAUGAAGUUCUCAGUCUUUGCUUGAACGUCACCUGUGAGAUGCCCACAAAGUUCCGCUGUGAAAACGGCUACUGCAUCUACGCGGGCCUGAUGUGCAACAUGAAGGAUGACUGUGGAGACGGCAGCGAUGAAAAGGAAGACCUCUGCCGGGAGCCCACCCUGCCUCCUUGUACACUGGAAGAAUUCAAAUGUACCAAUGGACACUGUGUGGCCCUGCCCUACGUCUGUGACCACAAUGACAACUGUGGCGACCGGACAGAUGAAAUGGGCUGCAAUUUUGGCCAAGACCGAAACUGUGAUGAGAAGCUGUGUCAACAUGAGUGUACCAACCUGAACGGCACUGGCUUCAUCUGCACCUGCAGGCCGGGAUAUGAAGUGGACCCAGACAGCACCUACAACUGCCUCGACAUUGAUGAGUGUAAGGAGUAUGGCACCUGUCCUCAGAUCUGUAAGAACACUAAAGGUGGCUACGACUGCGAGUGUGCAUCUGGCUACAGGAAAGUAGGGGACGGCAACAUGUGUGAAGCUGAUGGAGCCGCUCCUCUGCUGCUGCUUCCUGAGACAAUUCGGAUCAGGAGAUUCAACCUGCAGUUGGAAACCUACCACGACUUCCUGGAAGAGGAGGAUCGCAUCAUGGCGCUGGACUAUGACUGGGACCACAACAACACUGGAUUCAGCAUGGUGUACUUUACUGUUGCUGGUAAGGACGCCGAAGCAGGUGCCAUUAAGAGAGCGUACAUUCCCUCAGUGGAUGAUGGCAGUAAUAAUAUCGCUACUGCUGUGGACCUUGGUAUCAAAUACAUCACAUCACCAGAUGGCAUCGCUGUGGACUGGGUGGGCAGAAACCUUUAUUGGGCAGAUUCUAGACUGAAAAGGUUAGAAGUGGCCAUGUUGGAUGGACGCUACAGGAAGCAUCUUGUUAAGACGGAUCUAGGGUACCCAUCAGCUGUGGCAGUCAACCCUAGACUUGGAAUGCUGUACUGGGCAGACAGAGGGGAUGCAGCAAAGAUUGAGUGUUCAUGGUUGGAUGGACAGGAGAGAAAAGUUCUAGUGGGCGAUGGGCUGGGCUGGCCGACUGGCCUGGCCAUCGACUUCACCAACGGAGACAGAAUUUACUGGUCGGACUCCAAGGAAAGCCACAUCGAAUCUAUUCUGCCUUCAGGGGAGCAACGGAGAACAGUGGUGUUUAUAGAUGUGAGAAACCCGUUUAGCGUGUGCGUAUUUGAGGACCACUUGUAUUGGAGCACUGAGGAGAAAGGUGAGGUAUUUCGACAGGACAAGUUCGGCCGUGGAGACAAAGUGAAGCUGUUCACUGCUGGACCCUGGCUGACGCAGAUCUCUGUGUACCAGCAGCAGAGAUACAACUCCAUGGCCAUAAAGAAUCCAUGCAAAGGAACCUGCAGUCACCUGUGCCUGCUCCGGCCGGGAGGAUACACCUGCGCCUGUCCUGAAGGCACCAGCUUUAUCAGUGGCAGCAACACAGAAUGCGACGCUGUUGGAAUAGCCGUUGGAGUGACGGUGCUGAUUGUGGCCCUGCUGGUUGGUCUGGUCUACGCCUCCAGGAAGAAGUCCGUCCUUAUGGAGAGGCUGCAGAGCAGCUUACCCAGCAUGCCCAGUAUGCCAUCCAUGCCCAAGUUUUCAGGCUUUAGGACGGGAUCCUCCCAAAAUGGACAGACUACAGAGGGCAAUGAAUCGAGGCAGGAUUUAGAUACAGUUUCCUCCAUCUCUGUGUCCAUGGUUGACACUGAGGUGAAGAACUUCGAGAACCCCGGGUACGAAGCUGAAGGACAGCUUGACUCUAACAGCAAGGCGACGCCCACCUCUCACCCCUUCAGUAUAAAGAAGCCGAACAUUGUAAACCCGCUGUAUGGGGAGGGCGAUCAAGCUGCAGACGACACUGCAAAAAGUUCAUCUUGGUCCAGCAGUUCUCCUAAGGGGGUCGUUAUCCAUUCCCCAGAGGAUAUUGUUCCAUCAAGCUCACAGGUAGCCAUGGAGCAAAUCAAACCUACGGUGGAUGAGAGUUCCAAGUCUUUCCAGAAUCCUAUCUACACGGAUGACGAAAAGGAUUCUCCUUCUGAUUCUGAUGUCUGAGACUAAUUGUGCCCUUCAGUCGAUGGGAGAACCCCAAGGGUCAUAAAUCAAUCUGGAAAAAUAAAUACAAAGGCUCAAUGUGAACAAAUUUUCCCAUCAACUUUGUAAAAGCAAAACACAGUAUUUUGUAGUACCUUUAGAUGUAACUUAACUUCAGUAAAAAUAUUUGUUUGAAAAUAAUCUGAAAAAUGUAAUUUGCUAUUACUAAGA